Molecule: messenger RNA, 2289 nt
Organism: Penicillium argentinense
Lineage: Eukaryota; Fungi; Ascomycota; Eurotiomycetes; Eurotiales; Aspergillaceae
Product: putative phosphoinositide-specific phospholipase C
Exons: 7
Coding region: 1-2289 (762 amino acids)
Biological process (GO): lipid metabolic process; phosphatidylinositol-mediated signaling
Molecular function (GO): phosphatidylinositol-4,5-bisphosphate phospholipase C activity
Source: RefSeq, a predicted model, not a curated record
AUGGAAAAAGUCGACAACCUCGUCGAGCGAGCAAGAUAUCUAUCGCUACACCCGCUCCAGGACUCCUACCCCAUAGAUGCAUUCCACGCCGUCAUGGAUGCGCAUCUAAAGCGGAUCUACGAGACGAUUGUUGCGAGUGAUGCGUCGAGGGCUGAAUUUCAGAAGACCGUUCAAGCAGACGCGGGAUCUGGUACUGGUACCAACACUGGCACUGCAGGUAUUGGAACUGGCGACCCCCUCGUCUCCGUCGAUGCCUUCCGCGCAUACAUGAAAGACGGCGUCUCGAGGGCACUCGCGCCGGCCCCAGACCUCGACUGCUCGGCGCCAAUCUCGGAUUACUUUGUCUCGUCUAGCCAUAAUACGUACUUGACCGGGAAUCAGCUCUCUAGUGAUGCGGCUGCGAGUGCGUAUACAUCUGUCCUACUACGCGGCUGUCGAUCCGUGGAAAUCGACGUCUGGGACGGGGAACCCCUCACCCCGCCCGAUUCAAGCGACAAUGAAGAGACAAGUAGCGAGAGCAGCGAUUCCUCCGAGGACGAGGGUAAGAAGAAAGAGGGUUCGAAGAAAGGACUGAAAGCCAGACUGAAGCAGAAGAUCAAAUCCAAGGCCGAAUCCGAGGAGAGACUCGCUCAGAAAUUGCCCAAGUCUGUUUCUGCCCGGCUGGGGUUGAAUAAACAGGCUGAGGCUGUGUCUGCGACUACAGAGGGCGCGGGUCCUGCUAUACCUGCUGCUCCGGUUGAGGGAGAGCCAGCGCCAGCUCCAGCUCAAGUUACAAGAACACCAUCCGGAUCCAUCAAGGGCGAACCCCGAGUCCUACACGGGCACACACUAACGAAGGGGACCUCGUUCCGAGAAAUCGCAUACGCGAUCCGAGACAGUGCGUUCGUGACGAGUGAUCUGCCGGUUAUUGUCAGUUUCGAGAUCCACGUAUCGCUAGAGCAGCAGCAGAUUAUGGUUGAUAUCAUCCACGAUGCGUGGAAAGGGUUUCUCGUUGAGGUGCCUGAUGACACACCCGCGAACAAGUUGCCUACGGUGGCGGAGUUGAAGAGGAAGAUCCUUAUUAAGACCAAGUCACUUCCACUCAAGGGAGCUAAGGAUGUUGACGAGGAGGAAGAAGAGGAAGAAGAGGCGGGUGUUAUCCCGACAGACACCUCGAAAACCGAUUCGAAACCCAAGCCCGCGAAGCCAGUUAAGAUUCUCGAGGCGCUUGCAAAAUUAGCAGUCUACACCCGGGCAUACCAUUUCAGCCACUUCGACCAACCCGAAGCAAAAGAUCCAGUGCACAUCUUCUCGCUCUCCGAAAAAGGCGCCCGAGAUGCCCACGCCAACAACCGCACCGCGCUGUUCGAACAUAACCGCUCCUCCCUAAUGCGCAUCUACCCCUUCGCCUUCCGUGUGACGUCCUCAAACCUCGAUCCCAGCUUCUACUGGCGGCGCGGCGCGCAGCUGGUUGCGCUGAACUGGCAGAAUCUCGAUAAGGGGAUGAUGCUUAAUCAUGGGAUGUUUGCUGGGAGUUCGGGGUGGGUUUCUAAGCCGGUGGGGUAUAGGAGUUGUGAAGCGCCAGCAGGGGGGCCAGGGAAAGAAACGCUGAAUCUCACGAUUGAAGUCUUCGCUGCCCAGGAUCUCUCCCUCCCUCCGGGCGACCAUUCCGAGAAACGGUUCCGGCCCUACGUGAAUGUCCAGCUACACGUUGAAGAGCCGGAGACGGCGCCGGGAGCGGAUGACUCGAGCUCCGAGUCGGAGAAGAGUAGCUAUCGGCGUUGUACGCGCAGUUCGUCCGGGACGAAUCCUGAUUUUGAAGGGGAGAAAUUGGUAUUCCCGACUGUUACCGGGGUGGUUGAGGAGUUGAGUUUUCUCCGGGUCAAGAUCAAAGACGACGAAAUCGGCCGCGACGACCUAGCCGCAUGGGCGUGCAUCCGCCUUGACCGACUGCGUCAGGGUUACCGACUCGUUCAUCUGCAUGAUUCGUAUUUCUGUUCUGCGUGGGGGGCAACGAAGCGCGAGUCAGGAUUCUUCAAGCGAGCCAGAUAUGGCACGCCACGACCGGCAGCAGCGAUGGCAGCGAUGGCGUCAGGCUGUGGUGCAGGUCAGUGUGGCAUGCGUGCUCGCGCUUGCAAAGCCGAAUUGUACCCUGAGGGAGGAGGUGACGGUGACGAUGCAGCCGUUGACCAAGCAAGGGGGCUCAUCACGCGGUCCCUCGAGGCCCCGGCUGCGCAGACGCAGCAGGGUCGAUGCCGCGCAGAUGAGGAGGCAAACAUGAAGAACCUGCUGUUCCACAGCUUGUCCUAG